AUGGUCGCCGUUCUGGAAUGGCGGCGGAGGACUGCUGGCUGCGAGCAGAGGAGGUCGAGGUCGCGGCGGCGGAAGGAAGGGGAUAACUGGCGGGCGGCGGCGACUUCGCGUUGGCGGAGGGUCUCGACUCUCGCGAUGGCAAGCGACAAGCGGCAGCGGCACCGCGACAGGGAGAUGGAGGAGGGUCUCGCGCGAUGCAGCAGAAGAGACUAG
Messenger RNA from Linum trigynum, 213 nucleotides. NCBI's taxonomy places the organism in Eukaryota, Viridiplantae, Streptophyta, Magnoliopsida, Malpighiales, Linaceae. The record is from the annotation of a GenBank genome assembly.